AUGGCCAGCGGCCAAGCAAUAAGAGGGCUGGUUACGAAAGUCUCUCGAUCUAUCCGAGCUGUCCUGCGCUGCGUAGGGGGGAGCAGAGAAUCCCAGGAAGGAUCGCAACGUGCCCUUCUUUUGCUGAGCGAGCUUCUCGAUCUUCUCUGUCGACUUCAAGAUCAGUUGGCCUGGGCAGAGGAAAAAUGGAUUGUGGAUUCAGGACGUCUGCUGAGCCUCAAAGAAGGUCUUCAUUGCUUUGAAUCGACAAUUGAGGCAAUUGAGAUUUAUUUCCAGCCAGGUGGUGUCAGCGCACGUCUUUUCAGGAAACGUUUGCUGGAGGACACAUUCAUGCCGAGACUCGAGCAUUUCAAAGCCAUGAUGGUUCUAGCCAUGCAGCCCGAAUCCAAAGAAAAGAACCGUGCCGAAGAAAAGCUUCGACAAAUAAUCCGUCAGUAUCAGGAACUAGAUUCAGACUCCAUCAAAGCCAACACCCCAAGUUGCGAAGAUUUCAGCCACAUUACAUCUCAACUUACAACUAAAAGCUUUAUGAGAUUGGCACAAUUUUGCAAUCAAAGACAGAAGGGAACCUGUGACUGGAUAUUCGAGAAUGAGAUCUACAAUAGGUGGUUUUUCGGUUGCUGUCGGACACUUUGCUGUGUUGCACCAGCUGGGGCUGGCAAAACCUUUCUAGCAUCUGCAAUCAUUGAUAAUUUGCAGCGGACCUUCAAUUCUCCUGAUGUUGCUAUUGUGUUCAUAUUUGGCCAAGAUGAGACAGAAGACGGCUCAGCUUCGAUUGGUUUCUUAGACAAGAUUCUUGCUCAACUUGUAUAUCGAAAGCGGACACCAUCCCAUGCAACUACCGCUUUGUACAAAUCUACCUCCUUUCAAAACGGUGGGGCUUCUGCCAAGGCCUUUCAAGAUGCAAUUCGAGCGGAGGUCAAUCAAUUUUCUCGGGUGUUCUUCGUCAUCGACGGCAUUGACAGUCAAUCUGAGAAGGAGCGUAUUCUGAAUCGCCUCCAAAAGCUUCCCGAGCACGCUCAACUUCUAGUUACGAUGCGAGAGGCGAGGUAUGCUUCGAAAGACGAGCAUGUCUCAUUUCUCGCUUCUGAAAAUGAUAUCGGGACAUAUGUCAGUGCACGAAUUGAUCAAGACGAAAGCCUAGGCUCCUUGCUCAACCAAUAUCCGUCGGAGUUAAGAGCCGCAGUGGUUAAACAGGUUGUUCAAAAGUCACAUGGCCUUUUUCUUCUAUCUAGACUUCAUGUGGAUCUGCUAUCGCGCUGUAACGAUGGGAUUUUGCUUCAGAGAGCGCUUUUUCAUUUACCGGAAAACUUGCAUGACGCCUAUGGCGAGUCUAUGACUCGAAUAGUCAGUCAGAAUCAUUAUGCGAGUCGAUGUCUGUACUGGGCUUUAUACGCAUGUAGGCCUCUGACUGUCUCUGAAUUGAAUUUUGCGGCAAACUUUGAACCGCUCAGCGGAACAACUACGAAAGACCAAUCAUCCACUGAGCAAGCACUAUUAAAAGAGACUGCGGGCUUGCUGGCUAUUGACCCCAUGACUGGGCUAGUCCAUCUUGUUCACAAGACAGCCAAAGAAUAUCUGGGUGGCCCGGCAGCAAGAGUCUUCUUCCCGACUGCUAAGAAAAAUAUUGCAGACACCUGCCUUACCAUCAUAACCUCAGAUGAAGUGGUGGAUGACUGCUACGCCACCAGCACAAGUAAUGUUCGACAGCCUCGGGCCAACUUGCUUGACUAUGCUACCACUUUCUGGGGUCAUCAUGCGCGAGAAGUGAGCGAGGAUGAGCAAACUACGCAAGUUCUCAUCCGUGCUUUUCUUAAUAAGCUUUGCUGGAGAAGGCCACCUGGUGAAGUUCCUCUAGUCCCUGGGACGGAAAUUCCGAAGCAACUGGGAUUUGGGCGGUAUUUUGCCGAUUGGAGUGCUUUGCAUGUCCUCGCUUAUUUCGGAAUCAUGGGCAAAGCAAAGCGAUUAAUCGAACAAGGCGCCAACAUCAGCGAUAAUAAUAACCAGCUCGGCAUUACAGCUCUUCAUUGUGCAGUUCAUCGAGGACAUGAGGAAAUGGUCGAACUUUUGCUCGAGAACAAAAUCAAUCUUAACGCUACAAGCAAAGAAGAAAAUACCGCUCUGCAUGUGGCUGCCGAACAGGGUCACCGCAAGAUAAUCAAGCUUCUACUCCAUCGCCGAAUCAACUCUCGAACUUCCAAUAAACAGGGACUAACAGCACUUCAGCUGGCUGUUGGAACUAUUCAUGAUGAAGCAACCGUUCCACUUCUCAUAAAAAGUCGAUUUGACAUGGAUGUUCAGAAUACCUUAACGGGGAAUACUGCGCUUCAUCUUGCAGUGGAGCUGAAAAGGCCGAGAAUUAUCUCCUUCCUGCUCGAAAAGGGUGCCAACACGAACAUUCUGAAUAGAGAUGGCAUAACCCCACUACAAUUAGCCUGCAGGAUUGACAACUGCGAGGCGGUUUCACUAUUGCUGGAACGCGGUACAAAACUGGAUGUUCGCUCAUCUAAUGGCGAGACUGCAUUACAUGUGGCCGCAGCCGCUGGAAAUUGGGCAGCCUUUGAUCUUAUCAUUACUGGAGGUGCAGAUAUCAAUAUUUGGGAUGGAGAAGGGGAGUCCUUGUUGCACAGACAAGCGCGGACGGCUUCAACAGUAUCGAUUGCCGCCCAUUUGCUUUCAAAGGACGCAAAUAUUGAGGCUUGCAACUCAAAGGGAUAUACCCCCUUGCAGUAUGCAGCUCUUGCUGGGAACAAAACAAUGUUUCUUUUCUUGGUGGCUGAGGGCGCAAAUAUGGAUGUUCACACGGCGAAGGGCGAAACCCUCCUUCACAUCAUACCCCCCCUGAACCAAGAUUGCCUUGAUAUUCUUACAACACUCCUCGCCUUGAGAUUUGAUGUCAAUGCCAUCACAUCCAGUGGCCUUACACCGUUACAUCAUCUCAUUUUCAACCAGGGGGCCGUCUCCGACCCAGCCUGUGACAAAAUCAUCAACUACAUUUCACUUCUUCUUUCUCACGGAGCAGAUGUCAAUGCUAAGCUGUCCUCAAAGACAUCUGACACGGCCCUUCACUUGGCCGUUUCUUCCAAAAUGCCCCGAGAAAGCAUUGUUUCCUUUCUUAUCAAAAAUGGUGCCUCGUUGGAUGCAAGAACAACAGAAGGAAAAACACCUUUGCAUCUGGCCGCUGAACGUGGUCGACACGAUAUUUUCAAGAUUCUUAUAGAAGCUGGAGCGGAUCCUUACCUGAAGACCGACCAUCCGUUCAAAGGUAACCUGAACAAAAGCAUGAAGGGGGAGAAUGCUUUUGAUUUGGCUCUUAGAAAUCCAGUGAGCGUACUUUGGUUUGAUGAUGCUGGGGGGGUUUAG
Penicillium manginii is the source of this 3363-nucleotide messenger RNA. RefSeq names its product NACHT and Ankyrin domain protein. The coding region runs from base 1 to 3363 and encodes 1120 amino acids. Lineage: Eukaryota; Fungi; Ascomycota; Eurotiomycetes; Eurotiales; Aspergillaceae. The transcript is spliced from 6 exons. The record is from RefSeq and is a predicted model, not a curated record. Gene Ontology annotation, molecular function: protein binding.